GUGAUGGGGACCAUGCAGUUGGGGUCCUGUAGCCAGUAUGGGGACGGGAUGACACGAGAGUGACGGCACCCUGAGGUCAUUACAACUUCUAUAUACUUCCUUUGUCACGGCUGCUUGUCACUGACUCCUCUCAGACGGCUCAGACAUUUCGUGGUGACAUCACAGACAGUCACGCCACAACAGGGAUGAGGAAGGGCCUGGGCACUUCAACGACUCAUGAGGAACCCCUAUGACUUCUGAGACAGGGAGAUCUGAAGUCCAGCAGGCUGCACUGCAGGCAAAAGCAGUUGAGGAAAGCAGAGCAGCAGAUGCAACAAGAAAGCAACCCAGAAAACGUCAAGGCACCACAUGUACAUCAUCCAUAGACACACCUGCUGUCCAGUCAAAGAAGCAAAAGACUCAUCUGAACAAAGAAAACCAAGAAGAGAAACAACAAAAACAACAGGAGAUAGAGCGGAAGAAGGAGGAUAACCUGAGGAAAAAUGCUGCCCAUUUGCACGCCAUAUCAACAUUUAGAGAGCAGUUGCAGCCAAAUACCGACAACACCCUGUAUCAAUCACACGCCAGGCAACAGAUCAGCCAUCUAGAGUCGUCACCCAAUCAACAGGUGAGCUACCAGAAUGCGAUGUGGCCAAACGUAGGGAACUUGAUGCCUCUAGAGUCAACAUACAAUGAGACCCAGAUGACUCCAUCGUUGCACAGACAGUUGCCGUAUCCAUUUGAUCAGGAAGUUGCACGAAGGACACUGCAUUUACCACCACGGACAGUGCCAUCUGUGAGCAGUGAGUCAUGGGCCAGUCACUACUCAUCACCAAGCUUUGGGAAAAUGAGGAUGCACCAAACCCGGGACUAGUUGCCCCAGAGUUAGCGAAGAUGCAUCAUAUGGUAGAGUUGCUGCCAUCUUCUUAUGUCCUAAACACAUCACAGUGUGUCAGAAAAAGACAUUGAGCACAGGGAUCGCCAGAUACCUUAUGGCAGUGUUCUGGAGUACAGAAGACCUGAUAAAGGCGGGAAAUAUCACUGGCGUAAAUGGGAAGCCUGGCUUGGACCCACAAAUUAUCAACACUAUAGAGACAUAUUUCCUUCUGAACCGCCAAAAUAGUGCAACCCUUAGUGAAAUCAGAUGUACAGAUCUUGAACAUCAUAACCUGGAAGCAAUUUGGGUGCAAAUUGAUACACCAACUCUUAAUAUAUUACUGUGCAAUAUAUAUCGUCCACCAAAUGCACCCACCAGUUUUUGGGCUAACUUUGAAUGGACAAUUGAAAAAUCACUUGAAAUCAGCGAUAAUAUCAUAAUUGUAGGUGAUCUCAAUUGUGACCUCACCGCUGCAACAUUAUCAAAUCCUCUUGUAACCAUAUGUGAAUCAUUCAGCUUGUUAAAUCUAAUUACAGAUCCAACUAGAGUCACUCAAGCAACAUCUACCCUUAUUGAUCCCAUCUUGGUUAGUUCUGCCUUUUCUACAUGUGAA
Mizuhopecten yessoensis (Yesso scallop) is the source of this 1469-nucleotide messenger RNA. RefSeq lists its product as uncharacterized. The transcript has 7 exons. The record is from RefSeq and is a predicted model, not a curated record. The coding region runs from base 230 to 853 and encodes 207 amino acids. NCBI's taxonomy places the organism in Eukaryota, Metazoa, Mollusca, Bivalvia, Pectinida, Pectinidae.